AUGGGCGGGACGGACGGAAGCCCCGGGAGCACGACGGGCCGCCACCAUCGCGACGAGGAGGAGCGCUCGUGGCUCGAGAUGCUCGCCGCGGACGACGACGUCGAGGGCCCCUCGCUCCUUCGCGCGCCCGACGUCCUGACGAGGAACGGCGCGUCACCGGACGCGCCGGUCCUCGACGACGACGGCCUGCUCCUCCGCCCGUUGGGUUCGCUCGGCGACGACGACGACGACUUCGCCUGCGGCGGCGACGUUUGCGACCUCGUCCAUCGUGCCCCGGUCCACGGCGGGAUCGCGCGCGGGGUCAUCUCCGCGCUCCGCCGCUCCGCCACGGACGUCGGGGGCGAGCUCGGGCGUCGCCGCGCGGACGUUCGUGCCGCCGCGAGCCCCCGAGGUGUCGCGCCGCGCGGCGAGGCCCGCCGGCGCCCCCCCGAUCGCGGCGGGGGCGGGCACACGCGGGGCCAGCACUCCCCGCUCGCGGGCGGACCGGGCGACGCCAGUCUCGUGGAGAGGCUGCGCGACAGCCUGUGCCCCGACCGCGCGGAAGACCUCUCCGAGCGGCGCGGCGCGAGGGGCGGCCUCAGGCGCGCGCGAACGCUCCCGACGAACCUGCACGCGCACGACGACGACCUCCCGUUAGAUCCGCGCGCCGCGCAGGCGGACGUCGUCGCCGCGCGGGCCGUCGAGGCCGCCGCGCAGGCCGCGAGCCCCCGACCCUUUGGCUACCUCGGCGUCACGCGCCCGCCGUGGACCACGCGGUGGGAGGCUAACCUCGUGGACGAACACACGGGCGGGCACGUGUUCCUCGGCAACUUCGACCAGAAGGAAUCCGCCGCUCGGGCCCACGACGCCGCCAAGCUCAAGCUCGCCCUCGGGGACGACGAGCCCGUGCCCCAGGACCAGCUCAACUUCGACGCGAGCGACUACCGCGAGGAGCUCUCCGCCAUGACGGAGUGCACGUUUGAGGAUUUCGUCAAGACGCUCGUGACGCACUCGUACGGGGGGAGUCGAAGCGCGGGGCACUCAAAGUUCCGCGGCGUCUUCGCGCGGGAGGACGGCCUGUGGGAGGCGAAGCUCGACGCCGAGGAUGCCGGCGGGGCGCGCGAGGACCGGCGGUGGAAGAAGUGA
This is a messenger RNA of Micromonas commoda, 1125 nucleotides long. RefSeq lists its product with no specific name. Gene Ontology annotation, molecular function: DNA-binding transcription factor activity; DNA binding. Gene Ontology annotation, biological process: regulation of DNA-templated transcription. The transcript has a single exon. The coding region runs from base 1 to 1125 and encodes 374 amino acids. The record is from RefSeq and is a predicted model, not a curated record. Lineage: Eukaryota; Viridiplantae; Chlorophyta; Mamiellophyceae; Mamiellales; Mamiellaceae.